AUGGUGAGAACCAAAAAAGCUAAUAAAGAAGCUAGGAAAACUCAUAAAGAUAAGGAGGAACAUGUAUUGAAUUCAAUUCAGAAAGGAGAUGUAGAAAUUAUGCCGCCUCUUGAGGAUAUUGAGAAUGAAAGUAAAAAACAAAUGAAUGCUUUUAAAUUAUUGAUGGAUUCUAGAAACAAGGUUAUUGGGAGUAACUCUCCUGGAAAAUUUAAAUCACCGACAAGCAUAGAAUUAGAUGAAAUAACUUCACAAAGAGAAAUUAAAGCGAAAAGGAUUCUGUCACUGGAUAAAAUGGCUGAAGCAAAGGGAUCACUAAAGAAAAAGGAAAUUGAGGAAUAUAGGGACAGGUUUGUUGUGCAGAAAAUGUUGAAAAGGGCUGAACGGUUGAAAAAUAUGAUAAAAAGCCCAGAGAAAGAAAAAACUGUACCAACUACUCAAACCAAGACUGUAAAUAAUUUGUCACAAAAUAAAACAAAUGAAAAAGAAAAGAAAAAUGUACUAGAGAAAUCAAAAAAGACACUACAAUUGUGUGAUUUAUUUAAUGAGCCAACGGUUAAGGUUACACAUGGUAGUGGACACAAUAAUAUUGCUCAAGAGGAUAUUGAAUUUCUUAAUAAAUUAUCACCAUCAAUAAAGAAAAGAGAAAAUAUGUUGAGUUAUUUCAAGAAGGUAACAAAGGAUUCCGAUUCAUCAUUAGAGAUGUCUGAUAAGAACUCUCCUGUAGACAAUAAAAAUGUUAUAAAAGUUAAAUUUACCCCAAAAAGAAAGAAGAAAAGUAAAAGACUAAAAUCACCAGAAACUGUAUCAAAUUCAGAUAAUUUGACAAAUGGUUUGGAUGAAACAAAGGACUCCAAUAAAGUGCAAGUUGAAAAUUCUGAAAGCAGAAAAAGAAAAAGGAAUAUUGAUAAAACUGAAAGCAAAGAAGACAGUUCCACAAUAAUACAAACAAAUGUAGUAGAUUGCAGUGAUAAUGAUAAUAGGCCUAAAAGAAAUAUUAAAAAACCUAUUAAAUAUACUGAUGAUAUAGAUUUGUUUAGUUCUGAUGAAGAAUUACAUAUUUUUACGCCAAAGAAAAAGAAGAAUAUUGGAAAAUUACCUUUAAACAGCUCUGAAGAUAAAAAACCUAAAAACGAUAUCAUUUUAUGUGAUGUUCAGAAAAAAGAUGUUUUGCCAUUGAAAAAAGAUAAAACAAAAUCUUCAAAAUCAUCAAGAAAACAGGAUGGGUCCCAGAAUGUAUCAAAAGACAGGAAAUUAGAUAAAAAGGUGAAACUUUCAACUGAAAAUUGUUUAAAAAAUGUAAAGAUUGAUAGUAAACCAACAAAACUUGCACCUAUAUUUGUUGCCAAACCACAACUCUCUCCUGCAGCUAUAGAAGCAAAACAGAAUUUUCUUAAAAGCGGUGUCCCUGAGAAAUUGAAAAAACAUGCACAGUCACAGCCAAAUGUCAUUUUUACUGAAUAUUUUCAACCUGUUGUUCAUGUACAACAGAUUCCGAAAUGCACAAAAAUAAUUGAUAACAAAUUUGAUUUCUAUACUACAAACUUAAUUGAUGGUCAUAUACCUGUUGUGGGUGAUUGUCUAUUAAAAUCAUUCCUAGAAAAUGUUCCAUCUAAUACAUUAAAUGUACCAAAUGUAAGACAUAAGCCUAUAAAGUUAUUGAAGUGCCUUAAGAAUGCACAUCCCAAAUUUCCUGUUUAUCGUACAUAUCAUUUGCUUAAAGGCAAAAGCAAGGGAGAGGUUAAGGACUGCAGCUAUCCUGAAAUGGACAAUAGUAUUGAAGUAAUAGAUGGCCUUGUAGAUAUAAGUAAUGAUAAUCCUGAUAAAUUGAAUUGGUGUGAAAAAUAUAAACCUUUAUCUUCAAAGCAAAUUUUAGGUAAUUUUGAGACUAUAAAGGAGUUAAAGAGAUGGCUUGAAACAUGGACUGAAAGUUUGAUAAGAUGUAAGAACUUAAAGAGCAAUGAUUCUGAUUCAUCUGACUUCUAUCACUCAGACACGGAUACUAAAGAUGGGCCGAAGAAUAUCAAUAACUUGCUGAUAUUGAAUGGAAUUACAGGAUCGGGAAAAACCAGCAGUGUAUAUGCUGUAGCUGCUGAGUUAGCUAUUAAAGUUAUUGAGGUCAAUGCAAGUAGAAAAAGAACAGGUAAAAUUAUGUUACAAGAUUUGCAGGAAGCAACACAAUCUCACAAAGUCAAUAGAGGUAAAACUGCCAUUGAAAGUUCUCAAAAAUCACAGGAAAUUGUAGUGACUGUCAAAAAACGGGGUAGACCGAAAAGAGUCUUAGAUGAUACGAAAAGUUCGUCACAAUCCAGUGAAAAUACUACACAGACAAGCCAAAGCCAGGAAACUUACACCGACAUGUCCCUCAUAUUGAUUGACGAUGCUGACAUUGUUUUUGAUCAAGAUGAUGGGUUCUGUUCUGCUUUAUCACAGUUAAUACAAAGUUCAAAGAGGCCAGUCAUUUUAGUGACUUCAUCAUUAACUUGUCCUCAUUUACAGAAGUUUAUGAUGAAUGGGAAGAUAUUGCACAUGCAACCAUUCCUACCUAGAAUACUCGGAACUUGGCUGGAUAUUAUGUGUUUGGCGGAUGUCGGAUUUUGUUUUGGGGGCUUAGGAGCUAGAAUAUUAGAUUUCUACAAAGGUGAUAUUAGAAAAACGAUUAAUUGCUUACAAUUUUACAUGAAUUCUAAUAAACAUGUCCAUGUUGAUGAAGUAGCAUUGGCCCAAAUUAAAACAAAUAUUGAUGAUGAAAACUCAAGCAUGUCUUGGGCUGAUUUAGAAGUUUCAGAAGACAUCUCACGUUGUGACGAAAAUACACAGAUGUAUAUUGAUAAACAAGUUGAAAUGCUCGGAAACAAAAAUAUCGACCCAUUUAACUUUUGGUGGAGCUUACCAAAGUACUAUAAAACGGAUAAUAAUUUAACGAAAACUACAACCUCCGAAUGUUUAGAAGACGUUUCAAAAAUAUUAGAUGCUAUAUCUAUUUCAGAUAUUUUUGAUCAAAAUGAUCAAACAGAAAAACAGUGUCAUUUAGUAAGCAACUUUUGGUUGUGCCGUGAAAAUCCAAGUGUACUUGAGAAUGAGAGCUUCAAUGAUUAUAAUAAAUCACAUUACUUUUUAAAUGAAAUAACCCAAGAACUUAUGAAUAUAACAACUUUUAAAGCACAGAAAAUUUUAAAUAGUGACAGAAGACUGUGCAUAACCCAGCCAAAUAUGAUGGUUGAAAGGUAG
Molecule: messenger RNA, 3228 nt
Organism: Danaus chrysippus (African queen)
Lineage: Eukaryota; Metazoa; Arthropoda; Insecta; Lepidoptera; Nymphalidae
Source: the annotation of a GenBank genome assembly